AACAUAUUUAUUGGUUGAGCAAUAUUAUGGCGAAUAAUAUUGGUGUGUUGAUGAUGGUCUUCUUAUUAUGCCUAUUGAAUGUAAUAACCCAUCUUCCAAAUCUCACAAACGCAUCAUCGUCGUGCAAAUCCAAAGGGCUUCAUUCCCCCCCAUAUAAUCCCUCUGGAACGCAUGCCAUUCUCACUCUCAACAACUUCGCUCGCGGCGGGGAUGGAGGCGGCCCCGCCGAGUGCGACGGUAAGUUCCAUCCGCUGCCACAAAGAGUGGUGGCACUCUCCACCGGAUGGUACAACAAAGGCGCACGAUGCGGGAAAAUGAUAAGAAUCAAAGCUAGAAAUGGAAGAAGCACGUUGGCUAAGGUGGUGGACGAGUGUGACUCUGUGCAUGGCUGUGCAUGCAAGACCAACGUUGUUGAUGCGUCCAAAACCGUGUGGAAGGAUUUGGGACUCAACACAAAUGAUGGUGAAGUACCAGUGACUUGGACCAUGGUAUAAUUAAACUCAUCAUCAGAACUAAAUAUAUAUAAUAAAUUGAAUAAGGACAUGCAUGUAUAUAUACAGCCAGGAUUCCCCCCUCCUUGAAUAAGUCAUGAUGUUUGUACUUAUUAGUCUUUGGAUGAAUGCAGCGGUAUAAAUUCAUCCUAAUAUAAUCACGCAACAUUGUACGUCUUCAAUUAAUCUUGAAGAUCAUCAUAUAUGUUAA
Glycine soja is the source of this 702-nucleotide messenger RNA. RefSeq names its product ripening-related protein grip22-like. The record is from RefSeq and is a predicted model, not a curated record. NCBI's taxonomy places the organism in Eukaryota, Viridiplantae, Streptophyta, Magnoliopsida, Fabales, Fabaceae. The transcript has a single exon. The coding region runs from base 27 to 494 and encodes 155 amino acids.